UCGGAGAAGUCAAGAGCACAGUGACAAGACAACCGUUCAGGGUUCAACAACACAAUGGAUGUUUACCAGGCAUAUAGGCACAACCAAAUGGAUUAUAACGCCGAGAGUCGAGAUUCCAAGUUUGGGAAAGGGCUUCAGAACAUCGACGAUCGUCUUGAUAGUGGUGUGGAUUCGCUCAGAGAGGAUGUAGCUGCCGAACUAGAGCGAGUGCGUUUGGAUAGCGAACCAGCUCCCCGGAUAGCCGAAGACUGCUGUGAACCAUGGAGGAAAGAAAUGACCGAGGACGGAGACACGUUCCUGCAUCUGGCAAUCAUUCAUGAAGCCAAAGAUCAUGCCAUGAAGAUGAUCGACCUGUCAGUCAAUGACCCCUUCCUGAACAUACAGAACUAUCAAAGACAGACGGCGCUGCACUUGGCAGUGAUCACUGAGCAGCCGGAGGUAGUGGCCCACCUGAUGCGCGCCGGUUGCGACCCGCAGCUGGUGGAUGACAGCGGCAACACGGCCCUGCACAUAGCUUGCAGGAAGGGCUCGGUCACCUGCUUCAGCGUGCUCACCCAGGCCUGCACCAGCUCCCAGCUCUCCGCCAUGCUCACCACGCUCAACUACAGUGGUCAAAACUGUUUACACCAGGUUUCCAUAUUUGGUUACCUUUCGCUGGUUGAGAGACUCGUUGAGCUUGGAGCUGAUAUCAAUGCACAGGAGCAGUGUAAUGGUCGGACACCCCUUCACUUGGCCGUGGACCUUCAGAACUAUGACCUGGUGCACCUGCUCAUCAGCAAAGGGGCCGAUGUCAACAGCCAGACGUACGGCGGCCACACGCCAUACCACCUGACCUUCGGCCGGCCCAACGGCGCCAUCCAGGUGGAGCUGUACGAGCUGACCGCCCAGCAUCUACGCGCGCUGCCCGACAGUGAGUCGGAGGACAGUGGGGAGGAGGAGCAGGAGCAGGACGACCAGUACCAGUCGGAUGACGAGUUCUUUGAUGAUAUCCAGCUGAUGGGAUAGAGGAUGCAACGCAGUCAUAUGUAUGUGGCCGCAGUAACGCAGUAUGUUUGAGUGAGCAAGACUGAAAGACUGUAAAAUGGGGUGAGAGAGAUGGUGCCAGGACUUGUCAACAGCGAAGGCCAAGGAGCAGCACCAGGCCUGGGCUGGCCAAGCCUGAUGAAGUGGUCUGGAGUCUGGAUGCCCAGAAGAGGGGAGAGAGAGAGAGAGAGAGAAAGAGGGAGAGAAGCAGACCCCAGGAACAGAAGGCUACCUGUAAGUGUUGGGACAGAGAAGCCAGUGAAGUUCACAGUUCAACAGAGUGAGAGAUGUGUCGUGGUUUUUAUUUUUUAUUUUCUCACGUCACACCUCAAGAAAAGGAGCAUUUUCAUCCACAGACUUCAGAGUACGGUGUAUAAAUGUUGUAAAUUUGUGUAAAGAAACAGAUUUAUUUUUAUAAAUAUUAAUGUAUAUCUGUACAAAGUUUCUUUGGAAAAAAUGUAUGUUCCAAAAUUACAUCUGUGAAGAGUACCUACCACACUCCCGUAAAUUAAAAAAAGCAACAAACUA
Messenger RNA from Alosa sapidissima (American shad), 1551 nucleotides. It is a transcript of the gene nfkbiab, whose product is annotated as nuclear factor of kappa light polypeptide gene enhancer in B-cells inhibitor, alpha b. Lineage: Eukaryota; Metazoa; Chordata; Actinopteri; Clupeiformes; Clupeidae. Bases 55 to 1005 code for a protein of 316 amino acids. The record is from RefSeq and is a predicted model, not a curated record. Gene Ontology annotation, molecular function: protein binding. The transcript has 6 exons.